This is a messenger RNA of Rhizophagus irregularis DAOM 181602=DAOM 197198, 2820 nucleotides long. RefSeq lists its product as uncharacterized. Gene Ontology annotation, cellular component: exocyst. NCBI's taxonomy places the organism in Eukaryota, Fungi, Glomeromycota, Glomeromycetes, Glomerales, Glomeraceae. Gene Ontology annotation, biological process: Golgi to plasma membrane transport; exocytosis. The record is from RefSeq and is a predicted model, not a curated record.
CUUUAUGUAUAGAUUAUCUAUAUACGAUACUCAAUUCUCUGAAGAAGCAGCAGUUCUUAAACACUAUGGACUUGAUAACCUUAAUCCGGAAUAUUGGGAAGAAGAGCCAGAUAACCGUAAGUCUGUGAGAUAUUCGAUGAGUGAUUUUAACAAUGGUAUUGCUGGGGAUGAGUUGAGCGAUGAUGUUGACCCCCUUGGUUUAAAAAAAAGUGUUUUAGGCCAAGAUACACCUGGUAAAUUUGGUUUAGACGAUUUCGAUAAAGAGAAAUUGCAAAUUUUCGUUGGCACUAAGUCUUUCAAUCCGAAGUUUUUUUUACAUAAAGUUCACAACGAUACUCCUUAUGCGGAUUUAUUGAGAGGAGCAAAAUUUUUAAGAUAUACUUUGGAUCAAAAAUCUGAAGAACUUCGUAGUUUGGUUCAAGAUAAUUUUGAUAGAUUCGUGAGUGCUAAAAAUACAAUAGAUACUGUUUAUGGUGAAAUGAAAGCACAAAGUUUAAAUGCUGAGAGUGACUAUGGUGUUAGUAGGUUAAACAAAGCUUUAUCUGAGGCUAGUGAUAGGGCCGAACAAUUGUUUGGUCCGGUUCUAGCUAACAGAAACAAAGCUGAAAAAAUUCGCAGCACUUUGAGUGUGUUAGAAAAAUAUAAAUAUUUCUUCAAUUUACCUAGCAAUCUUAUGGAUUCUAUUAAACAGCAAAAAUACGAUGUGGCAAUUAGGGAUUAUAAGAAAGGAAAGGUUGUGUUAGAUUCUACCAUGGGAGCAGAAGGAGCUGACACCAAUGGAUCAGGCAGUUAUUCCUCGGAAAGAGAAUAUGAUGAAACUGCACUUUCUGUUCAAUAUAGGAGAGUUUUUGAUAAAGUUUGGUUAGAAGUUGAUAAAAUCAUGGAAGAGAUGAAAGAUCAGUUAUUUGAGCAAUUGACUGAACCUUGGAGGUCAAUGGAAGAACAAGAAAAGACUAUAAAUAUUCUGCUAGAGCUUGAAACAGCAGAAGAUCCAGUAUGGCAUUAUCUUGAUAGUCAAUAUAAAUUUAUUAUAGAUCUCCUCAAAGAGUCAUAUAAAGAACAGUUGAGCAAAAUAGAAACUUUGAAGGAAACACUUCCAAAAAAUUCCAGUAGUGAUAAGGAUUUGGCAAUUCGACUCAAAAAAUCAAUUAGAAAUGUCAAUAUUAGAGACUUCGAUUCCUUAAUAGCUGGAAAAGAGAUGGAUGUGCAAAUGUGGAAAGCUAUAUUAGAGAUUGUGAAAUCAUUAUCUGAUUUACUUCUAAGAUGUUUACCAGACUUUUGGAAAUUAAGUAAGUCUUUUAUGGAUGGAAAAUUCCAAAAGAGUCCUGCAGUGUUAAGUGCCAAUAAGCGUAGGCGUCAAGGAAUGGAUUUACGAAAAGUAGACCAAUGCGAAAAAAUGGCAAGUGGAGUUAUAGAGCUAUAUGCUUCAUUUCUAUCAGAGCUCUUUGCUCUUUCACCGGUGCCUAAUGAAAUACCUGAUACACCAACUAUUAAAUAUGAAAACCCGUCAUUCGUUCCACUUCAUUCUGAUUCAGUAACUACUUGUUACUUUUUAACAAGAAUUCUUAAUGAAAUGAAUGAAUGUGUAAAUGAUAUUAAUUCUAUAAAUAUGGCAUCUGAUGCCUCUGGCACAUUAUCUCAAUUAAUGGAUCAAGCCAGAUGGCGUUUCUUAGAAGUAAUAUGUCAAGCGUGGAAUGCAGAUGCGAAGAAUUUCUAUUUGCUUGAGGACUGGACUCUUGAUCAGGAUAAUCGUGAAAUCACCAAUUUUUUGCGCAAUUUUCAUAUUUUUCACAAGUAUAAUUCCCGCAGUGCUUAUAAAAUCGCAAGUCAAAAUUAUAUAUCAGAUAAUGAUAACGAUAAAUCAUCAACAAUACCUGAAAAUUAUUUGUUUAAGAUUAAAGAAACUUUCUUAAAUUCUUUGUAUGCUUAUUUGGAAGGUUUAGUCCAUCUUGUUUUUACAGAAUAUACACCGCUUGAACCUGUUGUUGAAAGAGAACCUACAGAUAUUAUUCACAAAUCAAGGAUUGAUCCAUCCCAAAUGGAUUCAAGAAUAUUGCUUACUAUUAGUAAUCUUUCUAAUCUCAAACAAUUAAUGAUACCAAGAAUUGUAAAUCAAUUUGAAACCGCUUAUAAAUGUAGCAUGGCUGAUGAUACUCAAGCACUCAAUACCGUUGUUGACCAACUUGAUGGUAUUUUAUUUGAUGAUUAUAUAAAACGUAAAACUGAAAUUGUUCGUAAUAUUAUUAUAAAUGGAAUUUUAUCAAAUGAAAUUGAUUGGUCUAAUAUAUCAAAACCUGGAGAAGUACAUUCCUUUGUAUAUGAAGCUUUAUUAUCACUUGUACUUGUUCAUGCGCAAAUUAGUGAUAUUGCCAAACCUUUAAUUAAUCGUGCAUUAACAGCAUUAUUGGAAUCUAUGGCAAUCGAUUGUCUUGAAGCUUUUCAAAAAGUAGAAAAAUUCAGUUUAGGUGGAAUGUGUCAGGCAACACUGGAAAUUGAAUUUAUGAAUCAAACAUUAUCACAAUAUGUUACACCACAAGCACAAGAAACAUUACAGAUUAUUUAUACGACGAUUGAGCAGUUAUAUGAUACUACAUCAGGAACUGAUCGAUUAGAUUCUGAAUUGAGUAGUGUGAAACAAUUUUUGGUUGAUGGUAGAAAAAAUACAAGUUUACAGUUCUUAUGUUUUAAGAAACCAAAAUAAAUUAAAAACUUUAUCUUUAUAGACUUAUACAAUAAAUUAAUUUAUUUUAAUAUAUUUUAUAUAAUAGGUUUUAAUGAAAUUUUUAGUUUUCUUUAUAUUAUCGUUAGCAUAGAAAACAG